Molecule: messenger RNA, 501 nt
Organism: Dama dama (fallow deer)
Lineage: Eukaryota; Metazoa; Chordata; Mammalia; Artiodactyla; Cervidae
Gene: AVP
Product: arginine vasopressin
Exons: 3
Coding region: 1-501 (166 amino acids)
Cellular component (GO): extracellular region; secretory granule
Molecular function (GO): neurohypophyseal hormone activity
Source: RefSeq, a predicted model, not a curated record
AUGCCCGACGCCACACUGCCCGCCUGCUUCCUCGGCCUGCUGGCCUUCACCUCCGCUUGCUACUUCCAGAACUGCCCAAGGGGCGGCAAGAGGGCCAUGUCUGACCUGGAGCUGAGACAGUGUCUCCCCUGCGGCCCCGGGGGCAAAGGCCGCUGCUUCGGGCCCAGCAUCUGCUGCGGGGACGAGCUGGGCUGCUUCGUGGGCACGGCCGAGGCGCUGCGCUGCCAGGAGGAGAACUACCUGCCGUCGCCCUGCCAGUCCGGCCAGAAGCCCUGUGGGAGCGGGGGCCGCUGCGCCGCCGCCGGCAUCUGCUGCAACGACGAGAGCUGCGUGACCGACCCCGAGUGCCGGGAAGGUACGGGCUUCCCCCGCCGCGUCCGCGCCAGCGACCGGAGCAACGCGACCCUGCUGGACGGGCCGAGCGGGGCCUUGUUGCUGCGGCUGGUGCAGCUGGCGGGGGCGCCGGAGCCCGCGGAGCCCGCCCAGCCCGGCGUCUACUGA